Molecule: messenger RNA, 717 nt
Organism: Prunus armeniaca (apricot)
Lineage: Eukaryota; Viridiplantae; Streptophyta; Magnoliopsida; Rosales; Rosaceae
Source: the annotation of a GenBank genome assembly
AUGAACCAAGAAAUGAAUGGGGUUGAGGCUGAUCAGGUUCAGAGGGUAGCUCAGGAGAUUAAUGGGCAAGAAAAGAUAGACUAUGUGUUCAAGGUGGUGGUUAUUGGAGACUCAGCAGUUGGGAAGACUCAGAUUCUGUCCAGGUUUACUAAGAAUGAGUUCUGCUUUGACUCCAAGUCCACUAUUGGGGUUGAGUUCCAGACUAGGACUGUCACCAUUAAAGGCAAACUCAUCAAAGCCCAGAUCUGGGAUACUGCUGGCCAAGAAAGGUAUAGAGCAGUAACAAGUGCAUACUAUAGAGGUGCAUUAGGGGCAAUGCUGGUGUAUGACAUUACCAAGAGGCAGACCUUUGAUCAUGUUGCUAGGUGGGUGGAGGAACUCCGGGCUCACGCCGACAAUUCGAUCGUGAUCAUGCUGGUUGGGAACAAAGCUGAUCUUGGGGAGCAGAGAGAUGUGCCCACAGAAGAUGCAGUUGAGUUUGCUGAGGAUCAAGGGCUGUUCUUCUCUGAGACAUCAGCCUUCAGUGGUGAAAAUGUGGACACUGCAUUCUUUAGUGUCCUAGAGAAGAUAUAUGGGGUGGUGUCUAAGAAGGCAUUGGAAUGUGGCAAUGGAAACAAAUCCAAUGGGGUUGAUCUUAAAGGAGCUAAAAUUGAUGUUAUUUCUGGGUCUGAGUUGGAAAUUAGUGAGAUGAAGAAAUUGUCUGCUUGCUCUUGUUGA